Molecule: messenger RNA, 2146 nt
Organism: Scatophagus argus
Lineage: Eukaryota; Metazoa; Chordata; Actinopteri; Scatophagidae
Product: sialin
Exons: 12
Coding region: 436-1959 (507 amino acids)
Biological process (GO): monoatomic anion transport; transmembrane transport
Molecular function (GO): transmembrane transporter activity
Source: RefSeq, a predicted model, not a curated record
CCUAAACCGUCACUUCCGCCUAGCGCUGAUCUAUAAAACAUACGAGUUGGCUUCACCUGCCAGUCCUGAGCUGAGUGUAGCUCCUCCAGUGUUUUACAGAUCAGCGUUUCCUGUGCCUGAUGUUUUCAGUGUUUUUAGACAAAAACAACAGUACGACUCGUUUGCUACCGGAUGUGACUUUUCCUGUUUUCCGUUCGUUUACGUUCAGUACGGCAAAGCAGGCUGUCUUUAACCAAGCGCUCUCGGUUUAAAACCCUUCACAAGGUUUCAGUCAAUGAUUGUGCAGUGAGGUAAUCAAGAGACAAACUCACUCUGAGCUUCAUCAUCAUCUUCAUCAUCUCACGUGAGCAUCAAUAACUCUGCAGGUUUCCUGGACACUAUGACUCAGUGACAUCAUUUCCCGACUUCACGUUCCCUGGGUCGAAGACAAAGACGAUGGCGCCUCCAAAUGGCUACCCCGUCAGCUCAGACAAGAGCGAGGACAGCGAACCGCUCAUCGAGACCAAUGCAGCCCCUCCACAGUGCUGUUCAGUUCGCCUCAACCUGGCCGUCCUGAUGUUCUUCGGCUUCUCUGUGGUCUACGCGCUCCGGGUCAACCUCAGUGUUGCCAUGGUAGCCAUGGUGAAUACAACUGAGCCCAGACCGGCCCCCAACAGCUCCGUAGUCCACGCCUGUCCACUGCCAUCAGGGAUGGAAAACAGUAGCGAUGCUUUCCAACAACCGAAAGGGAUCCCUCAGUACCCAUGGGACUCUGAGACUCAGGGCUGGCUGCUGGGAGCCUUCUUCUUCGGCUACCUGUGCACUCAGAUCCCCGGGGGCUACCUGUCCGGUCACUACGGGGGAAGUGUGUUCCUGGGUUUGGGUGUCCUGGGCACGGCUGCCCUCACCCUGCUCACCCCUCUGGCUGCCCAGCUGGGGUCCUACUGGCUGUUUGCACUACGAGCGCUGGAGGGCUUUGGAGAGGGUGUGACGUUCCCGGCCAUGAUGGCGAUGUGGGCUCGGUGGGCCCCCCCUCUGGAGCGCUCUCGUCUGAUGACCAUGUCGGGGUCUGGGGCCAACUUUGGGGCCUUUUUGGCUCUGCCGCUCACCGGCUACAUCUGCCAGACGCUCGGCUGGCCCGCUGUCUUCUACAUCUGUGGGGGUGCUGGUUGCCUCUGGGCCGUCUUUUGGUUUAGCUUUGUGUCCAAUGACCCUCGCACCCACCGUCGAAUCAGCGACGAGGAGAGAGAUUACAUCAUAAAUUCCAUUGGACCUCAGGGUACAGGUCAUGGCUGGUCCGUGCCCUUGCUGCCCAUGCUGCUGUCGGUCCCUCUGUGGGCCAUCAUCAUCACCCAGAUGUGCGCAAACUGGUCCUACUACACCCUGCUCACCUCCCUGCCCACCUACAUGGACAACAUCUUGCACUUUGACCUAAAAUCGAAUGGUUUCCUCUCCGCCUUGCCGUACCUCGGUGCCUGGUUGUUCUCGACGCUGUCGGGUUUCCUGGCCGACCUCCUCAUCGAGCGGCGGGUGUUCAGCGUCACCAACGUGCGUAAGCUCUUCACAGUUGCGGGUUUGUUGCCAGCUGCAGCUUUCCUCAUGGCUGUGAGUUACGUCGGCUGCAGCCACACCCUCACUGUCACCUUCCUCACGCUCUCCACAACCAUAGGAGGGACCUCCGCCUCUGGAGUCUUCAUCAACCAGAUAGACAUCGCUCCUCGGUACGCUGGAUUCCUUCUGGGAAUCACAAACACGUUCGGGACCAUUCCUGGAGUCCUGGCGCCUAUCGCUACGGGAUACUUUACUGAGGAUCACACCCUGGCAGGCUGGAGAAAGGUGUUCUGGAUGGCGGCCGGGAUCAACUUCAGCGGCGCUCUCGUCUACACCGUAUUAGGCAGCGGGAAGAUCCAGACGUGGGCCAUAACCGAGGAGGAGAGAGCAGAAGCUGAGAGGAGGGCGAGCAGGUCCAUCUCCACUUAAAACAGAAACACGCAGCCUGUACGUCCGACAAACUCAAGCUAAAGUGCCACAUGUUGUGCAAGAGGGUUCCAGGUUCGAAUCCCGGUCUGGGCCCUUCUAUGUGGAGUUUGCAUGUUCUCCCAGUGCCUGUGAGGGUUUUCUCUGGGUACUCCGGCUUCCUCCCACAAUACCAAAAACAUGCACAUUA